Molecule: messenger RNA, 6039 nt
Organism: Parnassius mnemosyne (clouded apollo)
Lineage: Eukaryota; Metazoa; Arthropoda; Insecta; Lepidoptera; Papilionidae
Source: the annotation of a GenBank genome assembly
ACUUUUUCUUAGGAAGUCCCGCCUCUUAAACGUACCUAGUGAUUAUUAAUUAUAUUCUCUUUGGUAGUUGUAGAUGUUCUGACCUACAUCUGACUCAGAUAGAGAGAAUUCUCUAUAUCUAUGGUUCUGACCACAAACUAAUAAAUAGUGCGACCGCAGUUCUGACAGUGCGUUUUGAGUGAAAGGCCUAUGAAAACAUUCGUCAUUCAUUCAUCAUUCAUAAACGUGAACGCGAAUCGUGGAAACAUGUCUGCCGUUUGUGUUUUUUGACAUAAAUACCAACAAAACAGAAAGUUUAGCCAUCAUUGUGUUUGCAAAUACUUAGUGAUUUUCGGUGCUACGUUGGUUUUAUAAUGUGUGUGAUUGUGUUGUGAUCUUGUUCAUAUGAGGCUACUAUAUAAAACUGGUCCGAUGGAGUCUCUCAGAAAAUGGUUCUACAAACCAAAGAGAGACGACCGAUCGCUACUAGCUCAGUUCUUCUUUGCGGAUGAUGCUCUCAACAUGGUCGCGGCCGAGUUGGACUCCUUCGAUGGCCGCAAAGAUCCUGAGAGGUGCUCGACGCUCGUCAACCAGCUAAGACAUGCACAGGAUCGAGUGCUGAACAUUACGAGUCAGAUAAUGGAUCAGGUGCUGGGCGACGAGAGGGUUGCGCGUGGUUUUCGGGUCAAGUUCCCCGAGGACGUGCUGCAGGACAAUCUGGCUGGUCAGCUGUGGUUUGGUGCUGAGUGUUUAGCCGCUGGUUCCUCUAUAAUGAAUCGCGAGGAGGAGUCGGCGGCGAUGCGUCCCCUCGCGAAGGCCCUCACUCGCAGUUUGGAGACUGUGCGUUCUCUGCUAAGGGAACAGUGUCUGAGGCCGAGGGGACUCGCACUGUCCCAGCAUGACGACAUGUUGCACGAGAGCUUACGUAUUUUCGAUAGGUUGUUCGCCGAGUUCGAACUGUGCUACGUGAGUGCUAUGGUCAACGUGAAAACCCCACACGAGUUCGAAGCUCAGCAGCUGAUCUGCGUCCUCUUUUCGGAGAGUCUUCAUCGAGCUCUCAAGCAAGGAUUGCUUACUCAGGAACAGGUUGACUCUUACGACCCCGCUCUUAUGUUUGCCGUUCCCCGGUUGGCUAUAGUCAGUGGUCUGCUCAUUUACUCAAGUGGUCCGUUAAGCAUUGACAAACCACCAGAGGAAAUGUCAGACAUGUUCCGUCCGUUUCGAACGCUUCUACAUAAAAUACGUUCUCUCCUGUGGACGUUGGACAGACGGGAGUUGAUGGCCUUGGAGAGACUGCUUUGCACUAAUGAGGAUAUUUCAAACUUGGCAGGCUUGGACUUGCCUCAAACUGUGGAAACAACUUCUGACUCAGCUUGCCAUUACCCUGACAUCGGAGAGUUCGUAUCGAAGUUCUAUGCCGACCAUGCUCACUGUCGUGAUCUCUAUACCACACAAAGUUCCAGUGAACCAACCAUUACAGACGGUGACUACUUACCAGACAAUAUUGAAGUUAUGACGCCCAUUAUAGACGGACUUAGACGCCUCACAGAAGAUAGUGAAACAACACAAACGGAUGAUGAAACUAUCGAUUCAAGGCCUAACGAAUUUUCCUGCCAUUACUCAACCGACACUACUAGCACUGAUACAUUCCAAACCAAUGACAGCAAAGAUAUUUUAGAAAAAUCUAGAAAGAGGAGCAGAACUGAAAGCGGCGAUCUAGCAUCAUUAAGAAAUCUAUCCACGAACGGUUUAAUGAUGUUCGAUCCACUAGUCAUAAACGCUGUAUCCGCCUCGACCUCUGCUGAAUCAAAUCGACAAAUGCCAGACCACGAUUUAGUCACAUCGCUAAACGAACAAGUUACAGAAAUAGCUGAUAGACUAUCAUCGAUAGUAGCCAGUGAUGUCGAUAUACUGGAUCACAAUCAGAUGCAUUCGUUCUCAACGAACGACGUGCCGACUUUAAUAUCAACGGAGAAUCCCGAGGCGUUCGGGUUUUCCGGACCCAGGAAUGAGCAGCUAAGUUGCAUGCCUUCUACUAGUCACGGGUAUCUCAUACCCAACGCAAUAAGUCAAGAGCCUGUCGUAUUAGCGUCCCUAUCACACAACAACUCCGCAGUUUUCAACCAGGAAGAGGAACAUGAUAUCAACGGUGCAAUACUUAAUACGGAUCUUCCGCUAAUGAUUCCCGAUGACAUUGAUGCUGAAAUUGUAAAUACUAACAUAUGCAUCGCGAACGCUAAUCUAAGUUCUCUAUUGCUCACCAGCGAUGAAUAUAGGCAGAACUUUGUCGAUAACAAUGAAGUGGCCGAUGGCGAUAACGCGAGCUUUCAUUCGGCUAAGAUGACAAUGGAGAAAGAUGACGAGGAGAGAGUAAAGUUCAUGUUGGGUUAUGAAAGCGAUCACGAGUCGCCAGCAGAUUCUGGUGUCAGCACCGAAAAUACAAGUCUUGAUAGAUCGCCAGACACAGAACAGGCCAAAGAGAACCAUUUCAUGCAACAGAACAGGGUAUUGAAAAAUCCAGACUGCGAUGGAACUGAUAAGAAUAACACUCUAGAGCGUUCCUUUUCGAAUGCAGAUGAUGACGUUACUGUAAAUAUUAAAUAUGUUGAAUCAGAAACCCAGAAGAAUGAAGCGGGAUCCUCUUCUCAUAUUAUGGACAAUGUAGAUAUAGAUAGAAUAAGCUCAGAGGAAGAAGGUCUUAAUGAAGCGACAAAUGUAAAUAAUUCCAAAAAGAUUAACUGGGAGAAUACACAAGAAGACGAUUAUAGAACGAUAGACAAAAUGCUAAUGGAGUUAAGAAAAAACGCAGAUAUAAAAACCGCACAAGAAGACAAUCAUAUAAGUUCGAGUGCAGAAGUAGCGAACACGUCACAGAACUGUCCCAGACUGAGGAAGACGAGAAAGUGCAGUUCUAAAAAUAAGAAGAAAAAGAGUAAAAUGUGGUCACCCGGUAUCGUGAUAAUAGACAAUCGGAAUACCCAGAGUCAGAGUAAUCCGUUGAGGUUGAACUUGGACCAUUUUGUGGAUGCAAGCGGUACAUCAUGUGAUAUUUCGGAAUGUGCGGACGACGAACAGAUAGCACUCGCGCUACAGGCGCAAGAGUUGGCGGCGAGACAACAGGCUCGAGGGAAAUUUAAAUCAAGCGAAGAUCUGAUCCACCGUCUAUUUGUAUGUAUUGCGGGCGUUGCGGAUCAAUUGCAGACGAAUUUCGCGGCGGAUCUCCGCAACAUAUUAAAAUCAGUGUUCCUCAUGAAUCAAACGCCUGAAGCGCCCGAAGGUGGUGAACCGCCGCCUUGCGAGCCGUCAGACAAACCUUCCACUAUUGAGUACGAGGCCACGGAGGAUCAAGUUAUUCAGAAUGGCAGUUCAUUCGACAGCGUAUACUCGGCGGAGGAGGUCUAUGCCGAUAGCACAUCGGACUCAUCCCCAUCGGAAUCGAACUCUCGUAUCGUACGUCGCAACACGGUCAACUCUAGCACACUAACCGCUGAGCAGUCCGCCGACAGUGACGUGAGGAGGAAAUCUGUGGACAACACUGUCAAUCUUCAGGCUUCGGUUUCUACUGGCGACCUGACUUAUACACGCGAGGAGAAUCAUUCCGCUUCGCCGUGUAUAGAGCGAGCGCCGGAAUGGGUGCCCGACAUAGCGGCGCCAUCUUGUAUGAGAUGCUCCGCUCACUUCACGGCGUUCCGACGUCGGCACCACUGUAGAAAUUGCGGUAAAGUGUUCUGUGCGUCGUGCAGUUCGAAUUCGAUCCCGCUACCCCGCUACGGGCAGCUGAAGCCGGUGCGCGUGUGCGACGAGUGCUUCCAGAGCCGGCGCCCGCAAGCACUACGGUGAAGUCAAGUGCAUUGUCUUAUACCUCACACACACCAAGGAUCGGUUUACUAUAAUAUCCUCUCUUAUUUUGUAAACACUACACGUUGUUUAAAACUUACAGGUACUUUUGACCGACUUCAAAAAAGUUGGUUGCCAAUUUUAAUAUAUUAUGUAACAAAAUAUUUAAACUUAUUAACCCAUCUGUUUAAAGAGUGUAGUUUCGCAGUGGUCCUCUUGCCUAGAUGUAAUGGAAAUUGAAGUCUGUUAUAUUUUUUUUAAAUAAUCCUACUAUUUUGUGAUUGGAUACAUUAUUAGAACAAUAACAAAUAACAAAAACUUAUUGGCUACAUUUUAUUACUGUGAAAAAAUUUACUUAAUCCUUUUGGUCAUGGAAAGUAUAGUUGGUUAUUAUUGGUAAUUGUGAAAAAAUUUAAAUUAGUUUAUAUGUGUUGUCUGUAUAUUAUUAAAUAUUUAAAAUAUAAUCAUAUCGGAUUAUCGCACACGUUUUAACAUCACGCGUUGACACAUUAGUGUUCUUUCUACCCUAAAACGUUCCCGGAUAUUCCGAAUAAUAAAAAAAAAUAUCCGCCUCAUAAAUUAUAAAUGAAUUGACAUUUUUCAAAGAAAUAAUUUAUAUUUGUUUGAAAAAUAGCUUUCAAAACAAGUCGUACCUGAAAGUGGUGUGCGAAAUUAUAAAAUGAUUUAAAAUAAACGUUGACUUAGAAAAUAUUUUAAAAUACAAUUCGAGUUUUAUCUGUGCUCAACGGCGCCAUUUUAAGUAUGAAUCGUACGUUACAUUAUGCAAACAUACAUCAAACAAAAUUAGACAAUAUUUCACUCUCAAUAAAUGCCUUUUUGACCAUCGUCCGUAUUAGAGUAUUCUUGUAUUUUCUCUUAUUUAAAAUUAUGUUAUUCUUGUGAUAUUUGACGUUAUUCCAAGAACUAUAUCUUUUAAAACUAAACUCAUGUUGUUGACUAUAAGAUAUAAUUAGACUAUAAUUAGAAUUAUUAAUAUUUUCCCGUAUUGACUGAUAUAUAAGAGGUUCGUUUUUGUUAUUCAGUUACUACCAGUAGCUCUCUAGUUAAUGCUGCUAUAUGUAAUAUUUCUUAAAAAACAUUCAAAGAAUGAACAAUGACUAACUUUUUCUAUUACCGCUUAUAAUACAUCACAUUAAAUAUGUCAAAAUUUUAAAUUUAAUCAUUUUAAGUUAUUUAAAAACAGUUUGGUUACAAUACCAGGUAUUAUUUGUACAUUCUUUAAUCAAUUUCUUAUAUCUUAAGCAUCCAAUCCUUUGAUAUAAUAAAAGUAUCUUUAGCAAGUGCAGCAAAAAGUGAUAACUUUAUUUCUUGUAUAAUUUUAGGGAAUUAAUAAUAGAUUAAAGAGUUGUGAGGGACUUAUCCGAACAAACAAUUAUGAUGUCGUACAUACAUUUCAAAUUCUUUUAUCAAAAUUUUUAGUUUUUCUUUCUAAGAAAUUUCUUUUAUCACUUUUUUGCUGCCUUCCAUUCUUAUAGAAAAUAUUAAGGAAAACCCCUUUUUAAUGUUAUAUAAAUUGUUUACACUGCCUGUAUUCAUAGUGACACUAUAUUAUUUUACUUCUUUGUGUAUUAUGCUCAUAUAUUUAUAUUCAGUUUUCUGUUGGAAUUUACUGUUGUCAAAAUAUAAAAUGUUUGUGUCAUAUUUGCAAAGUUGGGCUGUUACGAACGUCUGUUGGAAAGAAAUGAACGAAGUAUGGCAGAAGCUUAAAAUUAGUUAAUUUAAACGAUAAUAAUAUUAUAAGCGUUAUCGUAUCAAGAACGCAAGUGAUCUCUUCGCGAAAUGAAAAAACUGAAUAUCUAAGUAAUAAAAGAAAUCUAUUUUUAAGAUUUAAAUUUAAAGGAUGUUUAUAUUUUUAACCUAAAAUUCUAAUGUUAGGUACCGUUGAACUAAAUAAAAAAAAAUACUUUUUGAGUGAUUCCAUUAUUAUUUUUUACAAUUGAGAGAUGUUAGUUGUUAGGUAUUUUUAUUGUAAGUCUAAUGUUAUUAAUAUGGAUUGUAUGUAAAUUUUGUAAAGGUUAAUAUUAGUGCAUAUAUACCCACAUAAUUAUUAGUGUUCAAUAAUUAGCAACUGUUUCAUAGCUUUUUGUAUAUUAUAUAAAAAGUAAAUAUUACUCAUCGCAUACUAACUAUUUUCAAGACCACAAAUGUCUGGAGUGAUAUGAUACUGUUAUAUAUUUUAAUCGUAUAAAUAAUUCGGAUUAU